AUCCUCCUUGGAUAUAAGAAGCGAGGCUUUGGUGCUCAUCUCUGGAAUGGGUUUGGAGGCAAGGUUGAACCAGGCGAAACACCUAAACAAGGAGCACUACGCGAGCUGGAAGAAGAAGCUGGCGUCACUGUCAAACCUGAAAGCUUGACUAAAGCUGGUAUUCUACUCUUCCUCUUUGAGAACGAUCCUAUGGCCUUAGAGACCCAUGUCUAUAAAGCCUACGAAUACGAGGGCGAAGUUCGUGAAUGUGAUGAAAUGAGGCCACAGUGGUUCGAUUUCGCAGAUAUUCCGUAUGAUCAAAUGUGGGAAGAUGACACUGUCUGGCUCCCUAUGCUUCUCAAGGGCCGCGACCCUUUUUUUGGCAAGAUGUACUUCAAGCGCAAGGGACUUGAAAAUCCCACAGCAAUUACAACUACCGCUGCUACUUCUGUUCCUGGCGUAACUAGCGGGAACGUCUCUACAACCAUGACCACAGCAUCAUUUACAACUUCACAGCCCAAAGGCGGCCCUUUUGCCAUGUUUGAUCACCACUUAGACCUUGAUCUCCCACGAGUGCCAUGCGAAAUUGCUUUUGAUGGCACAAUUGCAUCGUAUGAAGACUAG
Lobosporangium transversale is the source of this 603-nucleotide messenger RNA. RefSeq names its product NUDIX hydrolase domain-like protein. Gene Ontology annotation, molecular function: 8-oxo-7,8-dihydroguanosine triphosphate pyrophosphatase activity. NCBI's taxonomy places the organism in Eukaryota, Fungi, Mortierellomycota, Mortierellomycetes, Mortierellales, Mortierellaceae. The record is from RefSeq and is a predicted model, not a curated record. The annotation marks the transcript as partial. Gene Ontology annotation, biological process: DNA protection. The transcript has 3 exons.